Peromyscus californicus insignis is the source of this 1001-nucleotide messenger RNA. RefSeq names its product receptor expression-enhancing protein 6-like. The coding region runs from base 84 to 638 and encodes 184 amino acids. The transcript has a single exon. The record is from RefSeq and is a predicted model, not a curated record. Lineage: Eukaryota; Metazoa; Chordata; Mammalia; Rodentia; Cricetidae.
GGUGAAGGCUGUGCGCUCUCGAGGGCGCCGGUGCGCGAGGCUGCGGGUGUGCUUGAGCGGCCUGCCCCGGGCCCGCCGCUGCCAUGGACGGUCUGCGCCAGCGCUUCGAGCGUUUUCUAGAACAGAAGAACAUAGCCACCGAAGCUCUCGGGGCGCUCGAAGCCAGGACCGGUGUAGAGAAGCGGUAUCUCGCCGUGGGAGCCCUCGCCCUCCUAAGCCUGUAUCUUCUGUUCGGCUACGGGGCCUCUCUACUGUGCAAUGUCAUCGGAUUUGUAUACCCCGCAUAUGCUUCAGUCAAAGCCAUCUACAGCCCAAGCAAGGAAGACGACACUGUGUGGCUAACCUACUGGGUGGUGUACGCCCUGUUCGGUCUGGUCGAGUUCUUCAGCGAUCUACUCCUGUUCUGGUUCCCUUUCUACUACGCGGGCAAGUGCGCCUUCCUGUUAUUCUGCAUGACUCCGGGGCCCUGGAAUGGGGCUCUAAUACUAUACCAUCGCGUCAUACGACCACUAUUUCUAAAACACCACGUGGCCCUAGACAGCGCCGUGAAUCAGCUCAGCGGAAGAGCAUUGGACAUAGCAGCUGGGAUAACCCGGGACGCCAAGACAAGUCAGACCCUGCUCCUGAAGCACAAGUGAGGUCCCAUGGCAGUCUGUGCGCGGAGCCCCUGGCCAACGACAAGGAGCACACAGCUGACGCCCAGGCCUCUGACUCCUCCUUGGACUCCCACACAGAGACCCAACAUCAACGCCGAGUCUCGAGCCCAAGCAAGCCAACAGGAAGCCCGUUACGGGCCGUGAAUGGGCAGUCUCCGUCUCCAGUCAGCCCAGGUUCCACUAAUGCAUCCCGGGGCCAGCUGGCCACUGGCUCUGUCAGCGGCUCCCAGAUUCCCAGCAAGGCCCGGGGCCAUCAUAGCCGGGGCAGUGUGUCUUCCAGGCCUGCACAGCGUACCCGGCUGCCCAGUACCUCCUUGGGGCCCUCUCAACCGGCCAUGCGCUCUG